Guillardia theta CCMP2712 is the source of this 489-nucleotide messenger RNA. RefSeq lists its product as hypothetical. The coding region runs from base 74 to 361 and encodes 95 amino acids. NCBI's taxonomy places the organism in Eukaryota, Cryptophyceae, Pyrenomonadales, Geminigeraceae. The transcript is spliced from 2 exons. The record is from RefSeq and is a predicted model, not a curated record.
CGACAACAAGCUUACCCUCCUCUUCCUAUUCGACUUUCAUCUAUUUCUUCGACUUCCCCAAAACUGCAGUGAAAUGAUCCUUACAAGAAACCUUCUGUAUGGCGCGGUCGGAACUCUUGCAGCAGCAAGUGCUGCAGCGACUGUGGCAUUUUCGAGCCAAACUCGUACUUUCACCACGACGACUUCCAAAACUUCGUCUCAACCUAUUUCUGAGUCCGAAGGGAAAGAUUGUGAUUGCGCGCCCCUCUGGACUUGCAUGCAAACCAAAUGCGGAGGAGAACUCUGCUCCGAGUGCUCAGGUCUCGAGACUCAGCUGAGAGCCUGCCUUGCCAGGAUGAAGGCCUCGCCCAAGUGGGGUUAAACCUACGUUUGCUGUGAUUGUAGUUUUUCUCUGUUUCAAUCGUGCUUUGAGACACAUUGUUGAGCGUAUUUACUAAAAUACGAGGUGCCCAUAUGCGGCCAUGUUGCACAUUAAAAUUUCCAACUCUC